AUGCCGGAUUCGACAGUCCGAGUUCCCCUCGGGGUUCUGGAUCACUUCCUCCCUCCCCAUUAUAUGCCCAUGAAAUGGUACAUCCCGUUGAAGGACGCCGUUACGCCCCAGGGAGCAUUCAAGGCUUUGGAAGAUGGCCUUCGCCUUACCUUCCGACAACUGCCCUGGCUGAGCGGGAAAAUCUACAAAGCAGAUCCAGGAACACCAGGCGGACGCCCCGGCCAGCUUGAGAUCCGGUAUGACCCAGCGGGCCUUGAGGAUAACAGCAAGCCUGUGCCUCAGUUCCGUUUCAAGCUACUAGACGAAACAGUGAGCUACGAAGAGAUCUGUGACAGCGGCCACCCCAUGGACACGAUUCCGGACGAGGAGGUCUUUUGGGGAGAUUUCUUCAACUUUCCCGAGGUGGAUAAGGGUGCCGAGUGCUUCAAGGCUCAGGCCAACUUUGUGCCGGGAGCGUUGAUCCUGUGCGGCGCCACUCACCACAACGCCUGCGACGGCGCCGCCUUGUUUGACGUGUGGAGGAUAUGGGCGGCCAACUGUGCCGCCUUGCAGGCAAACACGGCGCCUGUGGUCCUCGAUCCCUUGAGCUCGGAUCGCGGUCUCAUCGAGCGUAUAUGGGCGGACGAGGGCAGCCGAUUGGAGCAUGUCGAUGAUGCAAAAGGAGAAACGGGCCACGUGGAAGCAAAGUCAUACACCUUGUUGGACAUGGAACCACCAAAUGCACCGUCCAAGGAGGAUCGCCGGUUACCUCCACCACCACCAUCCUCUGGUGAGGCCAUGACGUCGGCCGUCUUCUACAUGUCACCCGACAAGUUCGCCGCACUCCACAAGCGCUGUCUGGACGAGGCGGGCGCCGGAUCGCGUAUCUCGGGAAACGACAGCAUGGCGGCGCUGAUCUGGCGCAGUCUGCUCAAAGCCAGACACGCGGCAGCCAUGGCUGCCGGUCGAGCGAGCGAGUCGGACAAUGUCGAGGCCUGGUUGCAGCUGACGAUCGACGGCCGGCCCAACAUUUCCGCCAAGGGCGCCAUGCCAUUCGAGUACCUGGGCAACCUGGUGUUCUGGAACCGGGUUGCCAUGCCAAUAUCGACGCUAACUUCGCCCAAUACUGGUAUCGCCACGGUGGCGACGGCCAUCCGCAGAGAGGCCGACGCAGCGACUCGGCAGGCCAUGCUGGGUGCAUAUGGGCUGGGGCGGCGCCUUGAAGAUGUCUCGAAACUUCAGCUCAGCAUCACCCAUGCCCACGGCUACGACAUGAUCCUGUCGUCUCUCAUGAUGAUGCGCAUCGAGGACACGCGGUGGGGCGGGCGCUUGUUCGCCAAUGGUGGAAAGGCCGAUGCGUUGAGGCCUCUCUUUGACGAUGUCAACAAGGCUGGACGUCUUUGUUUCGCCAUGCCGCGAGAGCCGGGGCGCGGCGUCGAGUUUGUGGUCAAUUUGUUCCAGGAUGAAUGGGAUUACUUGCUGGAAGAUGACGAGUUUGGGGAAUAUGCUUUGUAUUUGACUUGUUGA
This is a messenger RNA of Sordaria macrospora k-hell, 1506 nucleotides long. RefSeq lists its product as uncharacterized. Lineage: Eukaryota; Fungi; Ascomycota; Sordariomycetes; Sordariales; Sordariaceae. The record is from RefSeq and is a predicted model, not a curated record. Gene Ontology annotation, molecular function: acyltransferase activity, transferring groups other than amino-acyl groups.